CAGCGGAGGCGGUCGGCGUGUUCCUCCCCCCCACCACCACACACACUUUGAGGCUCCCUGCCGGCACGCGACGGAGAAGACAGACAGUUGUCCCCGCUCUGCGCCGCCGACCGGCAGAAAACAGCGUGCCAGAUGGAUAUGCGCUCCUCUACUACUACCACCACCGCCGCCGCCGCUGCUGCUGCUGCUGCGUUGCAUCUCUCAAAGUGAAAAGACUCGCUCUGCAAAUGUGCGUCCCCUGCUUCACAAACUUGGACCGCUGCCUGUGUUCAGGCAGCCCUGCAAACCUCUGCCACUGCUGACUAACGAUGUGGUGGACAAUGGUGUGACACCGCAGACGGACCUUAUACCUCAGAACUAAUUCCAAACUAUUACCACAUCAACUUUUCCUCUGCGGAUGAAGAUUUGUUUGUCCGGUUUAUGUGGAAGUGCCCUGAGUUCCCACACCUUUCUUUUUUUUUAUUUAGCGGUAAUUACAUUCCCACCUGGACUUAUUUGACUGUCCAAAAUCCAAGAAAGAUCUGACUUGAAGGGAUGCGUAAACGGGAAUGAUGCUCUGCUUUUUUACCUUCUGUCGUUGCUGACGCAUGUUGGGAGCGAGAUGGGACUGUGAACUACAGUAUGUGGAGUCAUUCCUGAGGACUGAGUCGCUGCUCCCCGCGGGUGCAUGGAGAAGAGCAGCCCGAGGAUGACGGGCGGAACCCGGGAGGCGCCGCUGAACUCCUCGCCGGCGGUGGCGGCCAACGCGGAGGGCGAGGAGAUCGAGGUUUUGGAAAGUACCGACGUCCUUCCCGUGGCUCCAGAGGACUAUGACCCAGAGAAUUCAGGCUUCAUCAGUACAGAGCGGUUCAGGGACCUGCUGGCGACUCACGGCUCUGAGCUUGACCCCCACAAGCUGGAAGUGCUGCUGGCCCUCGCCGAUGGCAACGCUGAUGGAAAAAUCUGCUACCAGGACUUUGUGAACCUGAUGAGUAACAAGCGUUCCAACAGUUUCCGGAGGGCCAUUCUGCAGGGGAGCAGGCAGCUUAAAGGCUGCAGUCUCAGAGAUGAGGUCGGCCUGGGGCUCUCUCAGCGGCUGGUCCGGCAUGUCGCCUAUGAGACGCUUCCCCGCGAGGUCGACCGCAAGUGGUACUUUGACAGCUACACCUACUGUCCCCCGCCCUUGCUCAUCCUGGCCAUCACCAUUGCUGAGGUAGCCGUGUUCAUAUACUACGGGUUCCAGCUGGACCGUGUGGUCCUACAGGUGUCCAGCCCGUCGUUCCUGAAGAGCCCCUUACCUUACCAUCCCCAGUUGCGAGCCCAGGCCUGGAGGUACCUCAGCUACAGUUUCAUGCACACUGGCAUUGAACACCUAAGCCUGAACAUGGCCAUGCAGCUGCUGGUGGGAGUUCCUCUAGAAAUGGUCCACGGAGCCCUGAGGAUUGGACUGGUCUACGUGUGUGGUGUGCUGGCAGGGUCUCUGGCAGUGUCUGUCACUGAUAUGACGGCUCCAGUGGUUGGGUCAUCUGGGGGAGUGUAUGCCCUGGUCUCAGCACACUUGGCUAAUGUUGUGAUGAACUGGUCGGGAAUGAAGUGUCAGUUCAAGUUAUUCCGGAUGGCCAUGGCUCUGGUCUGCAUGAGUGUAGAGUUUGGUCGGGCGGUGUGGUUGCGGUUCUACCCUCCAGCCUUUCCGCCGUGUCCCAACCCCAGUUUUGUCGCUCACCUUGGAGGGGUGAUGGUCGGUCUGACACUGGGUGUGGUGGUCUUGCAGAACUAUGAGCAGCGACUCCAGGAGCAGUCCCUGUUUUGGAUCUUUUUCUGCGUCUACACCUUGUUUGUGCUUUGCGCCGUCUUCUGGAACAUUUUCGCCUACAGCUUGCUUGAUGUGCGACUGCCCCCGCCACCAUGAUUUGCCUAUUAGAGGCAGACAAGACACUGUAUCCCUUUUAUUCCUCCAUCAGUAAAUCCCUGACUGCCUGGCUGGAUGAGUCACCUCAGCACCUCACAUUAUGAGCUUCAUUGUGGCGUGAUUAGAGUCGUCUAUCAGCCCCCUUCCUCCUCCAUCCAGUGCUGUGAUGCAGGUAUACCUGACUUUCAGCAGCCCUCUUUGUCCAUCUUGUUGUACAUUUUUCAACCCACCUGCUACCUUUUUGGGUUAAGCCUUACCUUUGUUCCCACUAACCAUACAAGUUAACCGCCACCUGCUUUUGUCUUCAUCUUUGUUGGACGCUCGUCUCAAGAGUAUCAGCCAGUGGGACCUGUGUUGACAACACUGUGCUGAUAAAUGAGAAGCCUUGGAUCUAACACAACAGGAACAAGCAGGAACAGUCCUGUCCACAUGGCUUAACCUUCUCUGCCUCUUCCUCUUCAAUCCAGCGGUGCCUACUCAUGGAGACUUCAACCUGAUGAAAGUAUUUCUGCACAGUUGCCUCUUGUGUAGGGUGACAGCAGUAAAAGCCCUGCAGUAUAAACUGUUUUCAGACUAAAUAAAUUACUGAAAAUCCUGUUAUCUCCUUGUGCCCUCUUCAUUAGUAAAUGAAGAAUAAGGUCAUAUGAGAAUUUAGGCUUAGUUGGUGUUUUGUCACCAUUACAAGCAGCUCAGGAGCGGUACACGUGAGAAGUACACGUAAAACUGAUAAGCAGGAUAGCUAAACCUCUCCUCGUUUCAGUACAGAGAGAGCAUGGACUAUAUAGGCUACAUCAACGUUCAAAGGUUAUGAAUUUACCUUUGAAGGAAAGUGUGGGUUGGUAUUCAGUGUUGCCUUCAGCGUUUGGCACUUCCCCAGAGGAGGAUUAAUUUGUGUUCAGUGCUAUUUGAACCUCAGACUUUUGUCUUUGACAUUUUUUUGUGUGUGUGUGCAAGGAGUGUGACUAUUGUACCGUUAUGUGUACAGAUAAAAAAAAAAGAAGCAGAAGUGCCAUUCAGACUUUAAGCUUUCGAAAAUGAUGCCAAAAUAUUGCUACAAGCACCAGGGGAGGAGCACAGCCCCAGACAAGUAUCGCUUUUGCAUUAGCAAAAUUAAUCUAAUUUUGUCUGUAAGGAGUCGGUCGAAUGUAACAGAAAUUUUUCAUGAUCUCUAAAGAAUUUCUCACUGACCCCUCUAGGCAUUUGCAGUGUUUUUUGUGGUGGAUGAAAACUGAGAAAGGACCGACAGAAGUUUAUUUAUUGAUUGGUGACUUGGUGAGUGAAGGAAAGUGGGAUUAAACUAAUGAAAGCAUUGACCACUGGGGGCAGCUGGGGCCGCUAUGAAUAAAUCACGUCUUUUUCACAUUACCAAACGUAGAAGAGCACACAUGCCUGACCUCAACUGCAUCCGGGACGGGGUCGUUUCACUCUCAGUUCAGGAGGCAGUGGGGGAAAGAAGCAAAUCAAUGCUCUCUCAUUAGGUUCUGUCACAACUUAAAUUGUUAAUUGAUUGAACUGGGAUAGAAAGCGACCCCAGCCCUAAGCUGUAAGUCUCAAAACUGUACUGUACUUUAACCUCAUGUUACAUUGGUAACUGCUUCGCACAAACACUAUUAUAAUGUAAUUAAAUACAGAUUAAUAUUUUAACAUGCAUUUGCUGUUGAUUUUAUUUUUACUUGGUGAUAUUGGUAUGUUGUGUAAAUUGUUUGGUCGGUCUGCAUUGUGAUAUGUUAGCUAUAUCCUGUAUGUAUCCUAUUUAAAAAAAAAUGGUUAUAAAGAUGGUCUUGGAUUGUAUAUAAUAAGGGCUAUGACACAAAACUGAGUGAGGGGUAAAUCACUG
Messenger RNA from Toxotes jaculatrix (banded archerfish), 3725 nucleotides. It is a transcript of the gene rhbdl3, whose product is annotated as rhomboid, veinlet-like 3 (Drosophila). Gene Ontology annotation, cellular component: membrane. The record is from RefSeq and is a predicted model, not a curated record. The transcript has 9 exons. The coding region runs from base 668 to 1888 and encodes 406 amino acids. NCBI's taxonomy places the organism in Eukaryota, Metazoa, Chordata, Actinopteri, Toxotidae. Gene Ontology annotation, molecular function: calcium ion binding; serine-type endopeptidase activity.